UUCUAUUAGGUCUGUCGCCUCCGAAGGGUUCGACCUCUCUCCAACAACCAGCAGCGAGCAUCGCUCCCCCUAAACCCGAAACAAAUUACAAAAGUAAGAGGGGGGAAAAACUGCAAUCUUUCAAUUCAAAGCCCUAGAAUUCAAGCAAAGAUGUCAGAUCACGCACAAGAGCAGGAGAUGGAGAUCGAAGCACUGCAAGCAAUUUUGAUGGAUGAUAUCGAAGAGAUCGAAUCUAGUGAUAGCGGGCUUGGUACAAAGAAUCGCUGCUUCCAGAUUACUCUAUCGCCUCAAGAUGACGAUGUGGAUGAGGCAAACUAUACUCCAGUUCAAUUAGCUCUAAUAUUCUCACACACGGAAAAAUAUCCAGAUGAACCCCCUCUUCUGAAUGUUAAAAGUAUACGUGGAAUAAAACCUGAUGAUCUUCAAGUGCUAAAAGAAAAUCUUGAACAAGAGGCAUCUGAUAAUCUUGGAAUGGCGAUGAUUUACACACUUGUUACAUCAGCCCAAGAGUGGUUGAGUGAAAAAUAUGGCCAUGAGGAAGAAGCUGAGUUAGAGGAAACUGAUACUGCAAAAGAAGAUAUAAUUAUUCCACAUGGAGAAGCAGUUACAGUAGAAAGCUUUCUUGCUUGGAGAGAACGAUUUGAAGCCGAAUUAGCACUAGAGCGAGCCAAGCUAAUGCCAGAAUCGGCGCUUAGUGCACCAAAGGAGAAGAAGCUUACAGGAAGGCAAUGGUUUGAGAGUGGAAGAGCUUCAGCGAAAGGUGCUACUGCUGUCAACGAAGAGUCUGAGGAAGAGGACGACGAGGAUAUUGAUUUUGAUGAUGACUUUGAAGAUGAUGAAGAAGAAGAUAUGCUGGAACAUUAUUUGGCAGAGAAGUCAUCCUGACCAAAAAAAAGGAGCUAGAAAUUUAACAUUGAAUCAAAGCCUGAAUGCGUCUAUAUUCUAGUGCAUUAUGCACCCAGGAUUAGUUAGUGUUGCCGCAUGGUGUAUCAAGGAGUUGUUAAGGUUAGCCAGUUCAUUUAAGAAGGUUCCAUACAGUGCCAAUGUAAUCAUAAAGCAUAGUCUAAUGACCAUAAGUUGUAUGAGGACUAGUAUAUUCUUGGCUUUAAUUUUGAGAUUUUGAUCAAUUUGGUUGAGCA
This is a messenger RNA of Asparagus officinalis (garden asparagus), 1139 nucleotides long. RefSeq names its product RWD domain-containing protein 1. The transcript is spliced from 11 exons. Gene Ontology annotation, biological process: cytoplasmic translation. Gene Ontology annotation, molecular function: protein binding. The record is from RefSeq and is a predicted model, not a curated record. NCBI's taxonomy places the organism in Eukaryota, Viridiplantae, Streptophyta, Magnoliopsida, Asparagales, Asparagaceae. Bases 151 to 885 code for a protein of 244 amino acids.